AUGAGCUCAUUUACCGACAACCUUCUCCCAAUUUACAUAGUGGGAGAAACAAUACGCGCAAAUUAUGCAUACUUUGCCUUUCAAACGGCUCCUCAGAUCACCCCGUCAUUGAUUGCCCUUCUUUCCGAAGCUUCGAAGCUUGCCAUCGCAGCUAUCAUCAUCAACUAUUCCAAAGAAGGCCUUAGCUCGAUAUGGAAAAAGUGCAACAGUAAUAGUUUCAAGGACAUCUUGCGAUAUGGCAUUCCUGCUGCCUUUUAUCUUACAAAUAACCUGAUAUAUUUCACGGUCUUACCAUCCACAUCACCGAGUCUCCUCCAAGUAUGUAUGCUAGCAAAAAUCCCGGCGACGGCAAUCCUACAUCAUUUUUGGGUUAGGAAGCAAGGCAAUUCUCGAUCAUGGAUAUCUCUUGGGUGCCUUUGUUUUGGACUCCUUCUCUUCAACAUUCCCUCGGGCGGUAAUACAAAGGGCUGGCUGGUGGCUCCUGUGGCAGGGUCUGUCAUCGCGGUAUUCUCUGCAAUUGCUAGCAUUGCUAGUGAGUCUCUCACCAAGGUUGGAUCAUUUUGGGAGUCACAAUUAUGGCUCUACCUUUGGGGGGUAUUCUUCGCUAUCGUCUCAUAUCCUAUCGCUACCUGGAUGACGACUGAUCGCGGGACGAACUCAAACCUUUCGAUGACAUCUACUGUAACAAUUGCGAUAUAUUUCUCAUGUCUGACAUCUGGUGUUGGUCUGAUUGUUGCUGCCAUGCUCCGGAAGAAGGACAACCUCAUGAAGUUAGUUGGGACUUCUAUCAGCUUGCUCACAAUUGCAGCAUCUCAAUACUUCAUAUUUCCAGCGUUACGGUCAUCCGGAUUCACAAUCUGGAAGAUAAUAGGUGGCUUGGUGGUCAUAGUUUCGACCGGCUGUUAUAACUAUUUCAAGGACACGUCCCCGGAAAACGCCAAUUUGUUAAGCCAGCUACUUCCAACUUCAAACGAGUAUGCUCAAGAUGGCGAGAUCUCGGAGCUCAAGGAGCCAAGUACUGCAUCGGCUUUAGGAAAAAUGUUGUCGUGGCUCCCUUCUAACCGUCCAACGUUGUCGUCGGCAUCGUACGGCUUGGUUGAAACUCGGGAAGUCGAAAUUGAAGAUAGUACACUGUCUACUAAUAAGGGCUAA
Molecule: messenger RNA, 1152 nt
Organism: Sclerotinia borealis F-4128
Lineage: Eukaryota; Fungi; Ascomycota; Leotiomycetes; Helotiales; Sclerotiniaceae
Source: the annotation of a GenBank genome assembly